UGAACUCCCGCGCAGUGCAAGUCGACGCGCGGCCGCGAGCACCAGUGAGCAUUCCGACAUUUCCGACUCGUGCGCAUAUUGUAGUGCUGUUGUUCCACCAGUGAAGUGACCCGACACCAUGAGACUAGUGCCGGCUUUCUUGCUCGUCGCGCUAUUUGCAAUAGCGACAGCACAGGACCCCACAACAGACGCUAUAAAUGACAACAUAAUCGGAAUAAAACCAUCCGUGCGCCUCGACCCCUACAUCAGAAAAGCUUUGCUUAAAGCUCUCACCGAAUUAGAAGAGAACAAUAAUGUCACCACCGACGUCGAUGAUAUCACAACGGAUGACUCUACCGACGGUACUUCUACUUCUGAAUCGGAAUUAUUACAAACUGGAGACGUUACGGAAAAUUCACCUACUCAAAAUCCAGAAAAUAUACAAAUACAUUCCUUCAUAGUCAACGGACAAUCGGCGUUUGCAAAUAGCACAAAUGUAACACCUACUUUUAUAGACCACAACUUUUCAAUUUUAAGGACGACCGCAGGAAACGUCGAAAAUCAAGUGACCGCUACACUUCCGACCCAAUCGCCACAAAAUGAAAUAUUCCAAACAAGAGAAUCAGGCUUAAGCUUGCAGCACGUUAGAAGUGUACAAGAAACGUCGACAUCAGAAAAUACAAUUACUAGUACCAGCACAUUAAACUCUAGACCCACGACCCCAACAACGACAACGACGACGACAACAACGACAACCACAACCACGACACCCAAACCCACGCACAACCAGGACGGAGAGAACAUUGAAGACGUCAACAAACGGGACGUCCAAGUUUUCCAAGCACCCUUAGUUGCGGCCUUUACAGUUCAUCAAGAUGCUCAAGGAUUACCUAAAAAAGUUGUACCUAUUUUCCAGCAACAAAAUAUCGGUAACAACGUUACGCCACUAGCGAGCACCACACUCACCACGGGCAUCCCGGAGCCGCAAAUUGUUCCGCAACCGACACCCAACCAAAUAGAUCCAAACUUUUACAUAAACCAACAACUGGCAUUACAAAGACAGCUUGAAGAAAAACAGCAAAUCCUCGAAGAACAGUUGCGUCAGUUACAAAUCCAACAAAGACAACAGGAGGAAGCGCUGAGAAAGCAGCAGUUCCUUUUCAAGCAAAAGCAGCAAUUGCAACAGGCACAAAGUCAGCAGCAAAUUGUACUAGAACAGCAACGCAUUCAAGCUGUCAACCCUGAGAUUAACUUCCAUCAAGGAUUGCCUAAACCAAAUCCACCGAACCAGUUCUUCAAUCAGAACCAGGGUCUCCGACCACAGAGUUCUCAAGUGUCGAUCCAAGCCAGCGUGCCGUUAGAACAGGUGAACAACGUAAAUCUCCAGCAGCAGUUGCCGAACAGGGAAGCUGUCGACUUUCUUUUACAUUUACGUAACAAUCAACCUGAACAGUUUCCGCUACAGGAAAACCAUGUCCCAAUCGGAAUAACCAACUUUUUACAGCCUAAUUUCCAGCAAGGCAACAAUUUCAAUCAAAUCAGGCCCGAUGACCAAUUUAGACAAAAAGGAAACCGAGUAUUUCGCCAGGAAAGUGGUGUAGGCAACUUCGGCAUUAAUAACUUUCAACAGCAGCAACAGUUUAAUAGAUUCAACUCGUUUAACUUUGCUCCUAAUAACCGUUUUGUGCCACUUACGAGGCAAAAUCAAUUUAACCCACACGAUAUUGAACUGAAACAACUUCUAUUUCAAACUGGUCUGAAUGCCAGAAGUCCUGAAGAUUUGAAUAUCGUGUCUAAAGUUUUAUCACUCAAUCACGGAGUCCCAAUCAACAAUAAUGUUUCAAACAGGCUCUCUUUUGAUAGUAGAAGGCAAGUGAGAGCGUAACUUGAAUUUAUCUUAAUAUGUUUUAGACACUCUUAUGCGCUUAAGCCUUGAACUGCGCAAGAAAUAGUUCAUCUGGUCAGUGACUGCGUAAGGUGCU
This is a messenger RNA of Cydia splendana, 1961 nucleotides long. RefSeq lists its product as uncharacterized. The transcript is spliced from 2 exons. The coding region runs from base 119 to 1864 and encodes 581 amino acids. NCBI's taxonomy places the organism in Eukaryota, Metazoa, Arthropoda, Insecta, Lepidoptera, Tortricidae. The record is from RefSeq and is a predicted model, not a curated record.